Molecule: messenger RNA, 832 nt
Organism: Trichechus manatus latirostris (Florida manatee)
Lineage: Eukaryota; Metazoa; Chordata; Mammalia; Sirenia; Trichechidae
Gene: SCN4B
Product: sodium voltage-gated channel beta subunit 4
Exons: 5
Coding region: 146-832 (228 amino acids)
Biological process (GO): regulation of sodium ion transmembrane transporter activity; regulation of ventricular cardiac muscle cell membrane repolarization; cardiac muscle cell action potential involved in contraction
Cellular component (GO): plasma membrane; voltage-gated sodium channel complex
Molecular function (GO): sodium channel regulator activity; transmembrane transporter binding
Source: RefSeq, a predicted model, not a curated record
CUCUCACCGCAAACUUUCCCGAGCCCAGACCCGCGGCGCAGAGCUCCCGGCAGCUCCGGCGCUGACUGCCGACAGGGGGCUGAGAGCGCGCCUGUGUCCAGUGUCCCAUCCCCGCACCCCGGCGAGCUUUGGAGAGAACAGGACGAUGUCUGGGCCUGGCGUCCGAGUCGAAGCCCCGUCGAGAUGGCUGGGCACUGGGCUUUUGGGUCUCUUCCUGCUCCCCAUGUCCCUGUCGCUGGAAGUGUCUGUGGGAAAGGCCACCACCAUCUAUGCUGUCAACGGCACCGAGAUCCUGCUGCCCUGCACCUUUUCCAGCUGCUUUGGCUUCGAGAACCUCCGCUUCUGGUGGUCCUACAACAGCAGCGAUACUUUCAAGAUUCUCAUAGAUGGGAUUGUGAAGAAUGAGAAGUCUGACCCCAAGGUGAAGUUGAAAGAAGAUGACCGUAUCACUCUGGAGGGUUCCACUAAGGAGAAGGUGAACAACAUUUCCAUUCUGCUGAAGGACCUGGAAUUUAGUGACACCGGCAAAUACACCUGUCAUGUGAGGAACCCCAAGGAGAACUUUCUUCAACACCAGGCCACCAUCUUCCUCCGUGUCGUUGACAAACUGGAGGAAGUGGACAACACGGUUACGCUCAUCAUCCUGGCAGUCGUGGGCGGGGUCGUUGGAUUCCUCAUCUUCAUCCUGCUGCUCAAGAAGUUCAUUACCUUUAUCCUCAAGAAGACUCAGGAGAAGAAGAAGGAGUGCCUCGUGAGCUCCUCAGGGAAUGACAAUACAGAGAAUGGGUUGCAUGGCUCCAAGGCAGAAGAGAAACCACCCACAAAAGUGUGA